Messenger RNA from Malaya genurostris, 1859 nucleotides. Its product is annotated as borealin-like. Bases 250 to 1236 code for a protein of 328 amino acids. NCBI's taxonomy places the organism in Eukaryota, Metazoa, Arthropoda, Insecta, Diptera, Culicidae. Gene Ontology annotation, cellular component: spindle midzone; chromosome passenger complex; chromosome, centromeric region. The record is from RefSeq and is a predicted model, not a curated record. Gene Ontology annotation, biological process: mitotic sister chromatid segregation. The transcript is spliced from 4 exons.
AUACAGCUGGGUUGUCAGUCACCAAUGCGCGUUUCAUUGUUAUAUUAGAAAUUAACGACUUAUAAUUUUAUAUUUAAACUUAGUUAAUAAAUGAAGCAAUUCAAUUUCAAGAUAAUAUAUCUCUCUUGGGUGUAUCGGCUUCCAAUCAAGCUUUUUCAAUUUGAAGACUGAUAGAAGUUCUAACGUAAAAUUACUGUGAUAACAAUUCAACAUCAGCGUGCCUUUUGUAAUUGAAUUCAUCAAAUCAAAAUGGUUCGUACUAAACACUCUCGGAACGGUAACACCAAACGCAAUAGGACCAGCUUCCAGGAAGAAAAAUUAAAUGCAAAACUUAGAGACUUCGAUAUUUAUGCUAACAGCAUGUUUGUUUCACUGGAAUCUAUUAUGACGGAGGAACUCGAUGAACUUAGCAGAAUGUUCAAAACUGAGAAAAAUCGAAUGCCAAAAAGAAUACUUCAGAUGCGGAUGAGUGAUUUGAAGUUGAUGGGUGUUCAAACAUUCGCAGAUCUCGAUAAGCUGGCAGUAGAUUCGUGUGACACGUUAAGUGCGAUGAAUUCCAACGAGCUUUUACAUAUUUCUCAGAACGGAGCUCAAGACAAAGGCGCGAAGCUGUCGAAAUCUGAUGAAGGUUACCUAACCGAGGACAGUGCCAUCAGCAGUAUCCCAUCAGAUGUCCUAUCUUCUGCCAAAGCCCGUCCCUAUGGGCCUCUUGCCUCGGCAAUGCAAAACCGUCGCCGCAGCAAAUCUGUGUCAAAUCAUACUACUCCUGCAAAAGGCCACUCGUCUCUACUUCUUGGUAUUAAAUCAAAGAAAACAUUCGGCGGAAGUCAGUCGCUGUUUGGAGAUAACGCACGCCAUUCUCGGCCUAAGUUCCGCACACCUUGCGCCGGUAAUCGGACACAGGCCGUGAGUGCAGACCGCGGAAUGAGUUUAAUUACCCCUAAAGUACAACCAAACACCCCGAUGGCUCUCAUGCGCCACGCUCGAAUCGGUGAGUGUAUUUAUUCUGUCACUGGUAGCCCUGUUAUUACGGCGGCGAUGAUGGAGGAAACGGCUAAUGUUAAUAUUCCGGUUGCCAAUGGGGUGCUUUCAAUUCGUCCGACGGAAAUGGAUAGUUUCGAUCCGGGCCUGUUGCAGAAGAUUGAUUCGGGUACGCUGGAAAAUCUGAAGAAGUUGCAAAUGAACCUGAACAAAAUCAUGCAAAUCGCAGAAGAGCAUAAUUUUAAGAAAUCGUGAGAAAAAGCGUCCUGUGUUCGUAUCAUUUGUAUGGUUUAGGUAUAGUUUAAUUUAAUUUCAUUGAUGUCAUACUUUUUAAUUUUUUUCAAAUACAAUGCAUUUUUUCGUGAUUGUCACGUUUUACGCUUUAAUAGAGCUGCGACAUUUUGCAUCGUGUUGAUAUUCACCCCGAUUCUGUAUUUCGUUCGAACCGGAUUGUUUUGAUUGAAUACGAAAUUUACAAGGGUUUUUUGGUUUCAUUAAACGCAUAACUGCGCGAUCUCAAUAAAAUGUUGCAUUUUAACACUAUUUUGUCCAUAUGUGACCUAAAAAGAAACUUGCUAUCCAUGGUCAGUCCUAGAUAAACUGCCUCAUUCAAUCAGACGGGCAAAUUCAGUAGUGUUCUAGUUCUAGAUGCAUAAUUUAUGUCAGUUUUAAAAUUUAAAUCUAGAAAUUAUAACAAAAUAAACUGGCAGCCCCAGCAGCGUUUUAUCUGUGUUUCAAAUUCAGAAAAAAUAACGGCAAUGUAUACCAGUUUUAAAUUUGACAGUAGAACAGGUCGAAUAAAUAAAACUAAAACGGAUUGCUUGGGAUACGUUUGUUUCAGUUUCAUUUACAUUAUAGACCACCCAUAUGAAUCUUGC